AUGUUAGCCAAAAGUUUAGUAGAUAGAUUAAGUGCAUCGAAUGAUUAUGAAGAAUUAAUGAAAUUAAAUUUAUUUAUUAUUGUAACAAAAUUCUACAUAUUAAAUAUCUAUUUCAGAACGCGUGCGGUUUUACAUAUACGUACAUCAAAAUUACAAAAAAUGUUUCAAGAUGUUAAGCUUAGUGAAACAUUAUUAGAUCAAUAUCGAACGUAUUGUAAAAAAGAGAAGAUUGAUAAUAUUGAACAACAUAAUGCACGUAAAUUGAUAUGGCUUCAUCAACACUCCAAAGGAGAUUUACAAAUAUUGUACACUAACAAAAAAUAUAUUCUAAAUGUGUCAAUAUAUCAAAUGGCUGCUUUACUUCUAUUUAAUAAACUUUUAAGUUGGAUAGUUGAUCAAAUUCAAGAUGAAACACAAAUCAAAAUUGAUUUAUUCUUUCAAGUUCUUUAUAGUUUAUUGAAAAGUAAAUUGAUUACAUGUUAUGAAAUCAAUAAAAAUCAAUUUGAUGAAUAUUUUAAUGAAAGUUGCAUUAAAAUGAAUUAUAUUAUUCAUAUAAAUGAAAAUUUUCAAUCAUUAAAAAAGAAUAUUUUAUUUUUAAUAAGAAAUCGUGAAUAA
Molecule: messenger RNA, 615 nt
Organism: Rotaria sp. Silwood1
Lineage: Eukaryota; Metazoa; Rotifera; Eurotatoria; Philodinida; Philodinidae
Source: the annotation of a GenBank genome assembly